Myotis myotis is the source of this 3047-nucleotide messenger RNA. It is a transcript of the gene CIDEB, whose product is annotated as cell death inducing DFFA like effector b. The transcript is spliced from 5 exons. The record is from RefSeq and is a predicted model, not a curated record. Lineage: Eukaryota; Metazoa; Chordata; Mammalia; Chiroptera; Vespertilionidae. The coding region runs from base 1609 to 2610 and encodes 333 amino acids. Gene Ontology annotation, biological process: apoptotic process; regulation of apoptotic process.
CUGUGUAGGUGGGUGAGUAGGGACACUGCUGAAUCCUGACCUGGGUCCUGCUUCUGUGCUGAUCCCUCCCCCAGCUCUGGUCCCAACCCUCCUAACCCUGCGGCCUUAUGCUUUCUGGCCUCCUUGGUCUGCACUUAGUAGGAAAGGUGACCCAAACUACUCACUUUCCCUACUGCUCUUUCUUUGCCUGUUUCUAGACUCCUGACCCUGCUGAGCCUCCUUUUUCCUCAGCUUCCUACCUACCCCUCUUGCCUCUUGCCUUGGGCCCUGCCCCAGUCAUUCCACCCUCGGGGCUCUCACUGGGCUGUCAAUGACCGCUUUCAGUGUAAAGCAUGGUGCUAAGUCCUGUGGGGUCUAGGGGAAUGCAUGGAGGUGUAAGGAGCAUCUAACCUGGCUGACGAGUUACACACAACCAUGAAGAGACCACAUUACUAGGCUGCACCAAUAUACAAGACAAGAAAAAGGGAAAGGUUGUAGUGGUAGAGACAUGCUGAAAAGAAGCCUUCUCUGGUGGAGAAGUCAGGCAAAACUUGGAAAUGAAAAAAUUUGAGGGGACCUGGUUCAUUGAUAAAGUUGAUCCCUCAGUCAACAGCCAGAACUGGGGGUUCUUUGAGAGCUAGGACACCAGUACUGUCUCCAUUUGGGUUCCCCCCAAAGCAGAGUCUGAGUUAAGGACAUGAUACAGGUAAUCCGGUACUCAUUAAAUAUAACUGAACAGAACUUCAGAGACCUGUGGAAUAAUAUUAGAGAUCAAACAGAAGUGUAACGGAAGUCCCAGAAGAAGAGAAGAAAGUCAGAUGGAAAAGGACAAGAACCAUAUGAUUUCACUCAUAUGUCGGAUAUAAAACAGGAAGCAACAAACAAACAAACUCAGACACAGCAACACAGUUUGGGAAGCAGGAGUGAGAGAAGAGAGGGAAGAGGAAAGCCAAUAAGAGCAUGAUUGCACUCCUUCAGUAGGCAUCAGGAAUGUCUAAGAAGUGCACAGAAUGAGAAAGGAGGCAUUGACGCUCCUGUACACACUUGUAGCCUGCACUUGCCAGGAGGCAGACUAGCUGCCAAAGCUGCAAACGAGACUUCUGGGCAGGAAAGCAGAGACUCGCAUUCAAGUGAGUUCAUUGUCAGUGAGAGUCUGAGCUUCCACACAACUGUCCAGCACAACUGCAGCUGAAAUCAGGGAUGGGACAUGGAGCUCCGGAAGCUAAAUUCCUGAUGCCAUCAGAGGACACUCCCCCUUCCCUCUUCACAUCUCCUUCAUGCUUAUUAAGUGGCCAAAGGAGAAAAGUGAGAAAUGCAGAGUGGCUGAAGCAGGCAGUUCUGCAGAAUUAAAUUAGGGAAAUGUUGAGCCAUCUGCUCCCCUAGACCACGAAGGAAAGAGCAGGAAAGCAAGAAGUUCCUUGCCACAGGAUCCUGGCGGUCCAUGGAUCAGGACCCAUCCUCUUCUACGCCCCACCCAGACACACUGCCUCACCUCCCAUUUCUCCAAGCCCUGCCCAUGAUCUCACCCUCAGCCCCGCCUCCCUUUUCCUAAUGCGGCAGUUUAUGGAGUUUUCAGUAGGUGGCAGCAUGUACAGCACAAGUCACAUACUGUAGCUUCUAUACCUAGAAAUGCCCUCCGUACAAAGACAAUCGCCAUCCUCUUACGUAGUUACCAUUAACCCUCACAUCACAAGCUGCCACCAGAGACAACAUCCACACAAAGCUUCCCCGGCUUCUGCCUGGCAACUCUGGGCCUUAAUCCUUCUCCCAGGACCCCAUCUAGGCCCCUCCUCUUCUCCCUCCCCUGGGACUUUGCCCUUCCUACAGGCCCUCCAGGGGGCCAGAGUCCGGCUUGACUCAUCCUCCACCUCACUGGGGCUGAGGUCCCAGCUCUGUAACAGUAAACAUCACUUCAGCCCAGCACAGCGGAGAACAACCCAGCCCAGAAUUUUUCUGCUCUUUCCCUACACCAUGGAGUACCUCUCUGCCCUGAGCCCCAGCAGCCUGGUCAGGUCAGUAUCCAAUAUGAGCUCUGAGUUUGGCCGUAGGGUCUGGACCUCAGCUCCACCACCACAGCGACCUUUCCGCGUCUGUGAUCACAAACGGACCACGCGGAAAGGUCUGACAGCUGCCACCCGCCAGGAACUGCUAGACAAGGCACUGGAGACGCUGCUGCUGAGCGGAGUGCUAACCCUGGUGCUAGAGGAGGAUGGGACUGCCGUGGAGAGCGAAGACUUCUUCCAGCUGUUGGAGGAUGACACAUGCCUGAUGGUGCUGGAGUCUGGGCAGAGCUGGAGUCCCAGCAGGAGUGGGAUGCUGUCCUAUGGCCUGGGCCGGGAGAAGCCCAAGCACAGCAAGGACAUCGCCCGCAUCACCUUUGACGUGUACAAGCAAAACCCUCGAGACCUCUUUGGGAGCCUGAACGUCAAAGCCACAUUCUAUGGGCUCUACUCCAUGAGUUGUGACUUUCAAGGACUUGGCCCGAAGAAAGUACUCAGGGAGUUGCUCCGAUGGACCUCCACACUACUGCAAGGCCUGGGCCAUAUGCUGCUGGGAAUUUCCUCUACCCUUCGCCAUGUAGUAGAAGGAGCUACACAGUGGCAGCAGCAGGGUCAUCUCCAUCACUACUGAGAAGGGGCUCGGAGCUUCUGCCCCUGGAGAUGGCUGUAGGGACUGUGACAACAUCCCGUUUAGGGACCCGCAGAUAGUGCAGACUAGAUAACUCACCUGGUUUUCCCACUGCCCUCUGACCCCAUCAGCAUAGUGCCUUACACCCCUAGCCUAUACCCAUUCCUGAAGAAUGCUGUCCCUUCUUAACCAUCUUUUCAGCCUCCCACCUACCCUGAAAUCCACAACCUUGCCCCAGGCAUCUUGAUAGCACUCUGAUUGCUGCUGCCUCUAGAGUUCCUACAACUCCUCCUCUCCCUGAGCUCCCCAGAGCACUGAAGACAGCCCUCUUGAACUUUACCUUGAGAUCUCUAUUUCUCCAUACCUUUCCCCCCCAAGAAUAACAAAGACAUUUCCAAUACAAAUAUAAAAAUGUUUACCAAUAAAACUUUUGACUUCAA